AUGCGUGUCGCCACAUCUCUUCAUGUUCCUUUGUCUCCAAGCCACGCAGACGGGUCAGUCGGAAGAUCAGCGCGACCAAUCUCUUUGGCAUGUCUAGCCCUGUUCGCACAUUCUACGUCUGCGACACCAGGAGUGGCAGACGGUUCCUGGUUGAUACUUGUGCCCACCUGAAUGUCAUCCCUCCAACAGCAACUGGCUGUCGGUGUCCCAACCCUGGCCGCCUCCUCCUCCUCCUCCUCCUCCUCCUCCUCCUCCUCCGCCAAUUGCCAUCCUCGGUUCCCGCUCACUCUCAUUGGACAUCCGCCCUCGGCGUCUCUUUCCUUGCGUCUUUGCCGUUGAGGACGUGUCCUGUGCCGUUCUCAGUGCAGACUUUCUUGCUACCUCGGAUCAUCUGAUGGACUGUCGUCAGUCACGUCAACGAGACCAGACCACUAAACGCCACAUCAGGGGUGCCCCUUCGUCCGAAGUCUCCCGCCAACCUGCCACUCUGGACCCUGACGCCGACAGUCCUUAUCGGCAGCUCCUCGCCAAGUACUCCGGCUUUAACCGUCCAAACUUCAGCACAUCUGCCCCACGUCUUGCUGCCGUCAAGGUCGACUUUGAGCACAUGCUUUAG
Messenger RNA from Spirometra erinaceieuropaei, 616 nucleotides. NCBI's taxonomy places the organism in Eukaryota, Metazoa, Platyhelminthes, Cestoda, Diphyllobothriidea, Diphyllobothriidae. The record is from the annotation of a GenBank genome assembly.